Messenger RNA from Armigeres subalbatus, 3595 nucleotides. It is a transcript of the gene Gyg, whose product is annotated as glycogenin-1. NCBI's taxonomy places the organism in Eukaryota, Metazoa, Arthropoda, Insecta, Diptera, Culicidae. Gene Ontology annotation, cellular component: cytoplasm. Gene Ontology annotation, molecular function: glycosyltransferase activity. The record is from RefSeq and is a predicted model, not a curated record. The transcript is spliced from 8 exons. The coding region runs from base 353 to 3511 and encodes 1052 amino acids.
CCAGCGAGCGACAUUUCGAGCUGCUGAUGGUCGUCUCGCCAUCAGUGUUGGACAGCAACCAGUCCGCUUCGGUCAGAUUGUCAGAGCAAGCUCUGAUGUGUGGAAUUCGCGGUACGGACGGAACCGAAAAGUGAACUUUAUAAGGAUUUGAGUGCGCGCCGCCAAGGUACCGUAACUUUCCGGCUAUAUAGUGGAGAGAAGAGAAGAAAGUGUGUGACAGUAGUGCCUAUUUGCUGGUGUGAGGAUCUUGCCGUACUUUCCUUGCGGUUGCUUCAUUUCGUGUGCAUUGUGUCGCUUGGAUUGCUGAAGAAAGGAAAAAGUUCCAUCACCGCCAUCGCCUGAAUCCCCAAAAAUGUCAAACUACGCUUGGGUGACGCUAGCGACCAAUGAUUCGUACUCGUUGGGCGCCCUCGUGGUGGCGCAUUCGCUCAAACGCGUCCACACGGCACAUCAGUUGGCCGUGCUGAUAACGCCCGGUGUGUCGGAAGCCAUGAAAAACAAACUUCGCACAAUCUUCAACGUCGUAGAAGAGGUCAACCUGCUGGACUCCAAGGACGAUGCCAACCUGGCGCUGCUCAAACGUCCCGAGCUGGGCAUCACAUUCACAAAGCUGCACUGCUGGCGUCUGACGCAGUUCGAGAAAUGCGUCUUCCUCGAUGCCGACACACUGGUGCUGCGCAACAGCGAUGAGCUGUUCGAACGGGAAGAGCUGUCCGCCGCCCCGGACAUCGGCUGGCCCGAUUGUUUCAACUCCGGCGUCUACGUGUAUCGACCGUCGCUCGAUACGUUCUCCAGUCUGAUGCAGUACGCCGUGACCCAUGGAAGCUUCGACGGGGGCGAUCAGGGUCUGCUGAAUGCGUACUUCUCCGACUGGGCGCACAAGGACAUCUCCAAGCACCUUCCCUUCAUCUACAACACAUCGUCGGUGGCUUCCUACUCGUAUCUUCCAGCAUUUAAGCAAUUUGGUCAGAACACAAAAAUUCUUCACUUCAUCGGCACGGCCAAACCGUGGCUGCAAAACUUUGACUCGGAGUCCCGCAAAGUGUACAUCCCCGGCGGUUAUCAGCACUUGGCCAACUUCCUCCAGUACUGGUGGGAUGUCUUCUGCGAAGAUGUCCACUCACGUCUGAGUGCGGAUAUGCAAAAAACAUUCAGUAACUGGAUCAAACCCAGCCAGGUCAGUACUAUUAGCAAUGCGUACCGGUCAUCCGGUACCGGAAGCUUCUACACUGGCGAUUACCAUGGCGGCGAUCAUUUGGGUGGUGGCGGUGGCGAUCACAAUGGUAAUUAUAACCCUAGCACUACUCCGGCACCGGGCUCGGGAACUGCGUUCCAUCCGCACUGGGAUCAGUUCGUUCCCAGCUAUGAUGCGACAAUUGAGUACGCAGAUCCCUGGGAGGAGUACCUCCGCAAGCAGGAGGAAGAGCGCGAUCGCCUGGCCCGCGAUCAGCAGAAGCGUGAGGAGGAGAGACUGUAUUAUCAAUAUCUUGACAACCAAAGGUUGCAGGAACAGCAUCGGCGCGAUCAUGAACACUGGCAGCAGCAGCAGCAACAGCAUCACAGUCAACCUCAUCAUGAUCAUCAACACCAUCAUCAUCAUCAUCACCAUAAUCAAGAGCACCAUGACCAUCAUCAGCAUCAUCACCAGCUUGAGCAUCACCACGGCGAUCAUCACGGUCAUCAGCAAGAUGCUAAUGUUUUUCAGAGCACAGAACAGUGGGUAGAACACGUGCACAGACACGAUCAUGGUGGUCACUGGGAUCCGGAACCGUGGCAACCGGACAGUUCACAGCAAGAAAGUGGUGGUGGUGGGUGGGGCAGCGGCCACGACGAACAUCACCAACAUCAUCAUCAGCAGCAGCAGCAGCAGGAGGGCGAUCACGGUCGCCAUGUAGAAAAUCGUGAUCACGGGGCUGGUAGUGGUGGCGGUGGCGAUCAUCAGGAAUCACAGCAGGAUCAUCAUCAUGAACAACAAGAGCAAGAUCAACAUUCACAUGGUGGUGGUGACGGGAGUGGCCUUGCCGGAGCGCUGUCGCAGCUGCACCUCGGUGAACCGAAAUCCGUCGAGCAGGAAGUCUACGAAGAGCACAUGCGCCGCCAAUGCUGGGAAUCCGGUAACAUCGACUACAUGGGCCGGGACUCGUUCGAAAACAUCUGGCGUCGCAUCACACAAACGGUCAGCGCCGGGCCUUCGCCGAUAGCCGCCGAGUUGGGUCCAUCUACGGCGCCGGUUCCUCCUCGUGCCAUCAGUCCUGCACCGCCGCGCCGGCGCCGUUCGUCCAAGUCGCGAUCCCGAUCGAACACGCCGAAACGGGACCCACGGGAUCGCUCGCCAACCCCCCAGCCCGAGGACAACGUCCCGGUCGAGAAGAAGGAAGUUCAAAUCGAAGCACCGAUCCAAGAGGAGGAUGAUAAUUUCAAUGUUGGGUCACUGGACGGAAGCCCCGAGCGUUCGGAAUUACCACCGCCGGUUCAGUAUGAUCCGAUGACCAGUACGACCACACUGACCAAAAAAGUAUUUGCAGGUUAUCAACAAGUCAUUACCACCAAAAGCCAAGAAGGUAAAACUCGCACCCACGUCAAAACCGUGUAUGACCCUAGCGUAGAAGACGCCUCAGCCGGCUACGAUGCGGCUGACAGCCCAAAGCAGGUAACCUCCGCAACAGUUGCCGAAAGCCGGAUCGAGCCCGCCAUGCCGUUAGUGGUCGAAUCGAACAAGCAAGCAACGCCCGCCCCGCCUACUCCGAAAACCUCGCCCCUUCCCGCUCCUGUUCCGGAAUCGGAACACAAAUCGACACCGCCCCGCGCCUCGCCCCGACCUCAGCUAGAACAACAGGUUGCUCAGGAAACGAUGGCAGGUAAACAACCCAGUGUCGAACCUAUCAAAACAUCUCGCCGUAAGCGACUAUCGUCACCGCAACUCACAUCCCCAACCAUCACUGCUACACAAACGACAUCAUCUUCAAAACUUAAACCCCAAUCAAAAUCGACCCUUGCGCUCAAGACCGCAUCGGCUAUCAAGACAACUACCGAUCCAUCGACCCCAACCACACCCAAAGCUACGGCACAAGAGCCAACUAAGACAAAGCCGGCUACGGCCUCCUCCUCCUCAUCUAAAAGUCAAUCAUUGCCAUCGUCACCAUCCUCAGCAUCAACCCCACCAUCACCGCAAUCGCCCACCCCCUCGUCAACGAACGGCCGGCCCAAGCCAACGAAAAAGAAGACUAUCGAUGAGAUCGAAACCGCCCCGCUGACGGCGAACGAUGAGCUGGACAACUCCAGCGCACCGGCCACUCCUCCGGUGCCUCCCCGCCGCAAGCGGGAAAGUAAAGUCUCUCGAAUAGUGCAGAUUCUAACCUCAACGGUAGGCAACGUCACUAGUUACUGUUACCAAUCGGUGAAGAAUGUAGUUCGGACGGUUUUCAACGUUACUGUCGAUGCUUUAUUGGUGUUUUCUUUAUUGGUGGUGUGCUACAGUUUGGCAACUUUUACGGCUGCUAUUGAGUCUUAAUGAGUUUAUCAUUAUUUGUUUUUCAUUGUUUUAUGUUUACUCAGGUACUAAGUACAAUUGUUAUAUUUUUGUUGAUUUCUUUUU